GAAAAAAAGAAGAGCCCAACAAGUGACAUUAAUUUAAGAUCUUAAAGAAAAUUACAUAAACUUUAUUAUUAUAGCAAAAAAAUAAAACUCAAAACACCCUUAAAAGCGCCUAGUUGUCCACAUUUUUAGGGAACUGAGAUUGUCUCACUACACUUGCAAAAAAGACACGCAAUGGUCUCUAGUUCUCCGGUUUCUCCGUCUAAGGAAACUGACCGGAAGUCCGGCGAGAAAUGGACGGCGGAAGAUCCAUCACGGCCAGCCAAGUGGUGGUACUCCACCUUCCACACCGUCACCGCCAUGAUUGGCGCGGGAGUCCUCAGCCUUCCUUAUGCCAUGGCUUACCUUGGCUGGGGACCAGGGACCUUUGUGUUGGCAAUGACGUGGGGACUGACCCUAAACACUAUGUGGCAAAUGGUGCAGCUCCAUGAGUGUGUACCGGGAACCCGGUUUGACCGGUAUAUCGAUCUAGGCCGGUAUGCUUUUGGCCCAAAACUUGGCCCAUGGAUCGUCCUCCCUCAACAGCUAAUCGUCCAGGUCGGCUGCAACAUCGUUUACAUGGUGACAGGAGGCAAGUGCUUGAAGCAGUUCGUGGAGAUCACUUGUUCCACCUGUACACCGGUACGACAGUCGUACUGGAUCCUCGGCUUCGGUGGAGUCCAUUUCAUUCUCUCCCAGCUCCCUAACUUCAACUCCGUUGCCGGAGUCUCCCUGGCUGCCGCCGUCAUGUCUCUCUGCUACUCGACGAUAGCUUGGGGAGGAAGUAUCGCACAUGGAAGAGUGCCUGACGUGAGCUAUGAUUACAAGGCGACGAAUCCGGGUGACUUCACAUUCCGAGUCUUUAAUGCGUUAGGUCAGAUCUCAUUCGCUUUCGCUGGCCACGCUGUGGCUCUAGAGAUUCAAGCCACGAUGCCUUCCACUCCUGAGAGACCAUCCAAGGUGCCCAUGUGGCAAGGAGUGAUCGGAGCUUACGUGGUCAACGCCGUUUGCUAUUUUCCUGUGGCUCUGAUAUGCUAUUGGGCCUUUGGUCAAGACGUGGACGACAAUGUGCUGAUGAAUCUACAGAGACCAGCUUGGCUCAUUGCUGCUGCUAAUCUCAUGGUUGUUGUCCAUGUCAUUGGUAGCUACCAAGUGUUUGCUAUGCCUGUCUUUGAUCUUUUGGAGAGGAUGAUGGUUAACAAAUUUGGUUUUAAGCAUGGAGUUGUUCUGAGGUUUUUCACUCGAACUAUUUAUGUCGCAUUUACAUUGUUCAUUGGAGUGAGUUUCCCCUUCUUUGGAGACCUUCUAGGCUUCUUUGGAGGAUUUGGUUUUGCACCUACUUCUUUCUUCCUCCCAAGUAUAAUGUGGCUUAUCAUCAAGAAACCAAGGAGAUUCAGCGUCACCUGGUUCGUCAAUUGGAUCUCCAUUAUCGUAGGAGUGUUCAUAAUGUUAGCGUCAACAAUUGGAGGGUUGAGGAACAUCAUUGCAGAUUCUUCUACUUAUAGUUUCUACGCUUAAUAUUGAAUAGAUCUUGUACACUAAAGCAUGAAUCAUUGGAUCAUCUAAAUUAAAAAGUGUAGGAAUAAAUCAUCUAAAUUAACUGAUGGUCGGAUCGAGUUAGAGAGUGAUGUAUAAUGCUACUUGUUCAAUAAGACAUAUUACUAGUAGAUGUGUAUUAUGUUGCAUCAUAUGUGGUCUUCUUAACAUCAAACCUAAGAUCCUCUACACUUGUCCUAGUCUUUCUAUUUCUUAUCUUACAAAUAAUUUUGUUAUACGAUAAUAAAACAAAACCACAUUUUGU
This is a messenger RNA of Arabidopsis thaliana (thale cress), 1777 nucleotides long. RefSeq names its product Transmembrane amino acid transporter family protein. The coding region runs from base 172 to 1494 and encodes 440 amino acids. The transcript has 7 exons. Gene Ontology annotation, cellular component: plasma membrane. Lineage: Eukaryota; Viridiplantae; Streptophyta; Magnoliopsida; Brassicales; Brassicaceae. The record is from RefSeq and is marked reviewed.